Messenger RNA from Aspergillus eucalypticola CBS 122712, 1114 nucleotides. RefSeq names its product snoRNA-binding rRNA-processing protein IMP4. Gene Ontology annotation, biological process: rRNA processing. Bases 62 to 955 code for a protein of 297 amino acids. Lineage: Eukaryota; Fungi; Ascomycota; Eurotiomycetes; Eurotiales; Aspergillaceae. Gene Ontology annotation, cellular component: small-subunit processome; nucleolus; Mpp10 complex. Gene Ontology annotation, molecular function: rRNA primary transcript binding; snoRNA binding. The record is from RefSeq and is a predicted model, not a curated record. The transcript is spliced from 2 exons.
GCCUUUUGCGUUCCAGACCCCAUUCUGAUCUACUCAAUCAUUCUUCAUAUAUAUACACACGAUGUUGCGUCGUCAAGCCCGUGAGCGUCGCGAUUAUCUGUACCGGAGAGCUCUCACUCUCCGCGAUGCCUCCAUUGCUGAAAAGCGAGCCCAGCUGAAGGCAUCGCUGGCCUCCGGAAAACCCCUCGACCCCUCCAUCGCUGAAGACAAAUCGCUGCGCGAAGAUUUCAAGUACGAUGAAUCCAUCACCCCGGAUAACCAGAACAAGGAUGGCGAUGUCGAUCUCGAUGAUGAAUAUGCCCUCACCUCCGGCAUCGCCGACCCCCGUCCUAUCGUGACAACCUCCCGCUCCCCUUCUGUCCGUCUGGGUACAUUCGCUAAGGAGGUCCGUCUGCUUCUUCCAACCUCCAUUCGCUUGAAUCGUGGUAACCUCGUUCUUCCGGAGUUGGUUUCAAGCGCAACUGCCGCCGCGCUGACCGACAUGAUUCUCGUGCACGAACACCGUGGUACGCCCACUGCAAUGACGAUCUCCCACCUUCCCCAUGGACCGACCGCUAGCUUCUCCCUGCAUAACGUUGUUCUCCGUGCGGAUAUCCCCAAUGCUGCUCGCGGAACUGUGUCGGAGAGCUACCCUCACCUCAUCUUCGAAGGUUUCAAGACCAAGCUGGGUCUUCGUGUGGUUCAGAUUCUGAAGCAUCUGUUUCCCCCGCGUGAGACCGGCAAGGUUGGAAACCGUGUCGUCAGCUUCGUGAACAAGGAAGACAACAUUGAGGUCCGUCAUCACGUGUUCGUCAAGACCGGAUAUCGGGAUGUUGAGCUGGCGGAAGUUGGUCCUCGUAUGACCAUGCGACUGUUCGAGAUCCGCGGUGGAACCUUGGAGAAAGGUUCUAGUGGUGAUGUUGAAUGGGCUCUUACCCAGUACACCAGGACGAGCAAGAAGAAGGAUUAUCUGUGAGCCAGUUUUAGUCUUGAGGACACCUGUGGCUUUCAGUUGGCUGUGUAUAAUCAUUUACGAAGGCAAAAAGAAAAGUCUGAUUCGGCGCAUGAGGUGUUCAGGAAGGAGCUCAAAGGGGCGGCAUUUACAUUUGGCAUAUCUGAUCGCUAUUGUAUACCC